Molecule: messenger RNA, 13809 nt
Organism: Aphidius gifuensis
Lineage: Eukaryota; Metazoa; Arthropoda; Insecta; Hymenoptera; Braconidae
Gene: kl-3
Product: dynein axonemal heavy chain 8-like
Exons: 33
Biological process (GO): microtubule-based movement
Cellular component (GO): dynein complex
Molecular function (GO): minus-end-directed microtubule motor activity; ATP hydrolysis activity; dynein light intermediate chain binding
Source: RefSeq, a predicted model, not a curated record
AUGGCAAAUAACGAGCAUCGUGAUUACAUGAUGCCAGCAAUUGAGCAGCGAAUAAAUGAAUUACUAAAACGUCGAAUAUUUGUUAUGGAAGGAAUGCCUGUUGAAACGACAAAAGAAAAAUUGGCUAAAUACAAAGAGUUAAGAUCAUCAAGGCAAAGUACAUUCAAAACAAUUCAUCAAAAUGUUCUUGACGUUGUUGGAUUUAUUUUAAAUACCGACACUGAAACAUUGGAAAAUGGAAUACUUGAUGAUGCUGAGUACGUAAAGAUUUUUACAAAUUUUUUUGUCAAGGAUGGACGUAAAGCUGCUGUUGUUCAUUAUCAACCAAUGGGUCCACCUCCAUUUGAAUCUGGCAGAUGGAGUUCAUACUCAAAAGAUCCAAUGAUGCUUCGUUGUUGUGUUACUGAUGGAUCAAGCGAAAAAUUAUCAUCAAAAUGUGUUGUUAUUUAUCGAAUUAAUUCUAAUAGUGAUUUAGAAUCAAAACAACUUAUUGAGGAUACACAAUAUGCUUGCAUUGAUUUUAUUGAUACGACAAAUCCUCUUGCUGGAAUAUCUAAAUUUGUAACAAAAUUAAAUAAGCCAUCAAUUGAAUUGACUGGUCAAUGGGGAAAAUUAUCAACAAAUGCACCUGGAAAAAAAAUACAAAAAGAUUUUUUAGGAGAUUUUAAUGAUUUUUGUAAUUUUCUUAAUUUAAUUUAUUUGGAUUUACAUAACAUUCCAAAGUUUGAUAAAUACACAGAUAUUUAUGAUAAUUAUCUUUCGACAAAUGAUAAAUUAUUGGCAAGUUUAAAGAGUUAUGAUGUCAUUGUGAUUAUUGAAAAAUGUGUUGCAACAUGGAUGAGAACAAUGGAGACAGCUCUUGUUGAGAGUCAACAACUUCGUCGUGAAACUGAAAAUGUUGGACCAACUGAUGAACUGGCAAGUUGGCGUACAAUUUUAUCAUGUUUUUGUUCAAUAAUUGAACACAUAGAGACUCCAAGAUGUCAAGCAUUCAUUGAAUUUAUCACAAAAGCUAGAUCAAAGCUUGUAAAAAAAUGGAAAAAAUUAGAAAAAGAUGUAACAACAUUGCAAAUACUUUCAUUUGAUAAUGUCAAGUAUCUUUAUUCACUUGAAAAAUUUACAAAACCAUUAUACAGACUUGGACCAACUGAAAUUGGUAAUCAUUUACCAUCUUUAAUGCAUGCUGUUAAAAUGAUUCAUUCAACAUCAAGAUUUUUUAAUUGUCGUCGUAUGGUAGCAGCAAUAUUUGUUAAAAUAACAAAUCAAAUAAUUUUAUCAUGCAAAGCACAUUUAAAUGAAAAUGGUAAACAAGAUAUUUGGUGUGAUUCAAAAGCAGCUGUUAUAUCAAGAAUGAAAGAUUGUAUCAGAGUAUAUGAACAAUACUAUGAAGCAUAUAAUAAUAUGAAAAAAAGUAUUGAUUUAAUUGAUGAAAAACCAAUUGAAAUAUCACAAAUACAUGUGUUUGGAAAAUUUGAAAAAUUUACAAAUAGAUUAUCAAAAGUAAUUCAUGUGUUAGAAACAAAUUUAGCACAAUCAAUUCUUUACAGUUCUUCACUAUAUGGAAUUGAUGAAUAUACUAAAAAAUUUACAGAUACAUUUAAACAAAUAACAAGUCAUAAAUGUGAUCCUCUAAAUCAUCGUACAGCUGAUUUUGAUAUUAAUUAUGAUGAAUUUACUAAAAAUAUAUCAACAAUUGAACUUAAAAUGCGUGAAUAUUUUUUUAAUACAAUUGGAGAAGCACCAAAUAUUGAUGAAGCACUUCGUUUAGUUGUCAGAUUUGAAAAGCUUAAAUUUAGUAGAUUAUGGAUUGAUAGAAAAUACUUGGAGCUAGAGUCAAUGUAUCAGCAAGAAAUUGAACAAAUACGAGAUCGUUAUAAUGCUGAUAGAUCAUCACCAGUAUUACCAAGAAAUAUUCCACCAGUUGCUGGUAGAAUAAUAUGGAUUCGUCAACUAUGUAAACGUAUUCAAGGACCAAUGAAUAUAUUUAAAAAACAUGAAAAAGUCAUAACACAUGAACGUCUACAAAAAUGUAUUAAAAAAUAUAAUUCAUUUGUCAGUGUAUCACUUUAUUAUGAAAUGAUUUAUCACAAAGCAUGGUAUGAUUCAUCAGAGGUUGUUAGAUUAGCUUUAACAUCACCAGUGUUAGUAAGAAAUCCAACAACAAACAAGUACGAUGUUAAUUUUGAUCCUUAUAUCAUUGAAGUUAUACGAGAAGCUGAACAUAUGUUUAGAUUAAAUUUACCUGUACCAGAGUUCAUACAAAUAAUAACAUUUUGUGAAGAUAGAAUAUUAUCUGGUUAUGAAAAAAUUAAAAAACUUGUCAAUGAUAAUAACAAUGUUAGAAAAUCAAUUCCAAGUAUAUUUUUAAAUAUGAUGAAAUCAGCAUUACAAAAACUUGAAAUAUCAUUUUUACCAUUAUUAUCUGUUGUAACAUGGACGUCAUUAGAAAUUUCUGAUAUAUCAAAUGACAUUGAUAAUGUUAUACAAAGUAUAAAGCUAUUUACCAAAGAAAUAAUGGACAUUAGAGAAGCUAGAAUUGAUAGAGUAUUUCAGGCAAUUUCGAAAAUUAAAAUUAUUAAAUUUUUUGAUCAAGCAUAUACACCAUAUGAUUUUGCAAGAUAUAAUAAAAAAUAUGUUGAUGAUAUAUUAAUUGAAUUACAAAUUAAAUCAAGUUCUGCUGAAAAAGCUGUCAUGGAAAUAAUCAACAAGUGUUUAGGUCUUUUUGAUGAAUCAUCAGAGCUGGAACAAAGUGAAGCCAACAAAUAUGAGUGGUUGGAUAUUGAUAAAAUCAAUAGACCAGUUUGGUCACAAGCCAAGCUAGAUAAAAGUCCAUUUGAACCAGGCUUUGAUGUAAUUGAUACUGAUAUUAAACUUGAUAAAACUUCAAUAUACAAUGAUUGUUUAGAAGUUUUUACAUAUUUUAAUAAUCGUUUUAUUGAGGCUUUAAUUAAUUGUACAAAAAAUUCAUUGGAUUUGUUGAAGAAACGAGUCAGUGUAUCGAGUAAUUUAGUGGUAAAAGAAGAUACAAUCCAAGUUGAUGGACCAUUAUUAUUGACUCAAUUUAUUUUACAAAUACCUAGUAUUGCAAUUGUACCAACAAUUGAUGAAUUACAGUUACAUUUUGGUAAUGUAGUUAAUAAUUUAAUUAGUGUACAUAAAGACAUAACUAUUUGGGGACAAAAAUAUUUUUUAUUAUCGAUGAAAAGAAAUACUCUUGGUAUAGAAACAAUUGAUGAGGAUGAGCUGAGAGUUUUAAAGACGUAUGAACAAAUUGUGUCUGGUCAUAAAGAAAUAAUUCGUUCAUCAAUGAGUCUUCAAGGAACAGUUUUGACACUUCGAAAUGACAUUGCUUUGCUUGGAAAUUAUGUUAAAAAAUAUAAACAUGUGUGGACAGAAGAGCGAGAUAAUGAAAUACAAAAGAUUAUCGACGAUGAGCCAACAACACAAGACAUUAGAGAAAAAUUUGUUGAAUAUGAUAAUUUAGUCAACGAAAUAAAUAAUCUUCCAGAGUUUCAUGUUCUUGGUCCAGUUGAAGUUAACAUGGAUAAAUUAAAACUAGCACUGUCAUUAGAAGCAAAAGCAUGGAAAUCAUCAUAUGGUACUAUAUUGACUACAUGGAUUAAGUCAAAGUUAAAACACCUCACUGAUUAUAUCAGUGAUAAAAAUAAAACACUUGGAAGAACAAUAAAAGAUCUUGAAGAUGUUAGAAUUGGAAUGGCAUGUUUAAAUAGUAUUCGAAAUGAUUUUAUUAGUCUUGAUAUGGAAUUAAUUCUAAGAGAUGAAUUGUUGAUAAAUAAAUUUAAUAUUAAUUUGAUUUGUUGAUAGGACAUUUGUUUAAAUUAAAUUUAUUUAAAAGAAAUUAAUUUUAAUAUAAUUUUUAAGGCAAAACAAGUACAAAGUAUUAUUUGUGAUAUGCAAGAACCAUUGAGAAAUGAAUUAACAGAUGGUGUUAAUAUUUUAAUUAAAAAUGUCGAAGAAUUUGAUAUAGAUUUUGAGAUUAAUGGACCAAUGGUUGAGGGUAUUCCAGCUGCAGAAGCUAGUGAAAGAGUUAUUCUUGCACAAGCAAGGUUUGAUGAAUUAUGGGAACGUUAUCAGACUUUUAGCAGUGGUGAAAUUUUAUUUGGUAUUGAAGUAACUCAAUAUCCUGCACUUGAAAAACGAAAAAAAGAAUUAAAUUUAUUACAAAAAUUAUAUAGCUUGUAUCUUCAAGUUUUACAAUCAAUUGAUGGGUAUUAUGAAAUUCCAUGGACUGAAGUUGAUACAGAAAUUAUUAUCGCUGAACUUGGAGAAUUUCAAAUAAGAUGUCGAAAAUUGCCAAAAGCAAUGAAUAGCUGGCCAGCAUAUAUUGAUUUAAAAAAAAAAAUUGAUGACUUUAGUGAAACAUGUCCAUUGCUUGAAUUAAUGGCAAAUGAAUCAAUGAAAGAUCGUCACUGGGAAAGAAUGUCAGCAUUAUGCAAGUAUGAAUUUAAUGUUACUGCAGAGGGUUUUACUUUGGCACAAGUCCUAAAAGCACCACUAUUAAAAUACAAAGAUGAAGUUGAGGAUAUAUGUAUUAGUGCGAGUAAAGAAAAAGAUAUUGAAAGUAAAAUUCGUCAAAUUGUUGCUGACUGGUCAAUUGUUGAUUUGAAAUUUUCUAAUUUUAAACAAAGAGGUGAAUUAUUGCUUCAAGGAACUGAGACUAAUGAAAUUGUUGCACAGCUUGAAGACAGUUUGAUGGCUGUCAGUUCACUUUUAGCAAAUCGUUAUAAUGCACAUUUUAAAAAAGAUAUACAACUUUGGCAAAAAAAAUUGAGUAACACAUCUGAGAUAUUAGCUAAAUGGCUAAUGGUACAAAAUUUAUGGGCAUAUCUUGAGGCUGUGUUUAUUGGUGGUGACAUAGCUAAGCAACUUCCAGCUGAAGCUAAACGUUUUUCAAAUAUUGAUAAAGCAUGGGUUAAAUUAAUGCUACGUGCUCAUGAAAAAAUAAAUGCUGUUGAAACAUGUACUGGUGAUGAAACAAUGGGACAACUUCUUCCUCAUUUAUUGGAACAAUUAGAAUCAUGUCAAAAAUCAUUGAGUGGUUAUUUAGAAACAAAAAGAAGUGCCUUUCCAAGAUUUUGUUUUAUUUCCGAUCCAAGUUUAUUGGAAAUAUUGGGACAAGCUACAGAUUGUCAUACUAUUCAAAAUUAUCUUGAUGGAUUAUUUGAUAAUAUUGCAAAAUUGGAAUUUUCACCAACUGAUUAUGAAAUGAUAAAAGCAAUGUAUUCUCGUGAAAAUGAAAAAGUUGUAUUUGACAAAGAGGUAAUGUGUACAGGUGGUCUUGAAAAUUGGUUGGUUUUACUUUUAAAAAUGCAUCAACAAUCUGUUGGAAGUGUUAUAUCACAAGGGCUACAAUUAUUAGCUCAACCAAAUACAGAAAUUUUACACUUGAUUGACGAGUCUAUUCUUCAGGUUGGUUUAUUGGCUCUUCAAGUACUGUGGACACGUAAUUCUGAAAUUGCUAUUUUAACAUCUAGACGUGAUAAAACAAUUAUGAAAAAAACAAAUCAAUAUUUUUUGGAUAUACUCAAUGGACUCAUUGAAGUUACAAUUAAAGAUUUAUCAAAAUAUGCUAGGCUUAAGUACGAGGCACUUAUUACUAUUCACGUUCAUCAAAGAGAUAUUUUUGAUGAAUUAUGUCGAAUGAAAAUUAAAAGUAUUCAAGAUUUUGAGUGGCUUAAACAGGCACGAUUUUAUUACAAUGAAGAGACUGAAAUUGUUUUGAUUAAAAUAACAGAUGUUGAUUUUGUAUAUCAAAAUGAAUUUUUAGGAUGUACUGAUCGUCUUGCCAUAACACCAUUGACUGAUAGAUGUUACAUAACUUUAUCCCAAGCUAUUGGAAUGAAUUUUGGUGGUGCUCCAGCUGGUCCUGCUGGAACAGGAAAAACUGAAACAACAAAAGACAUGGGUAAAGCACUUGGUAAAUAUGUUGUUGUAUUUAAUUGUUCUGAUCAAAUGGAUUUUCGUGGACUUGGUAGAAUUAUUAAGGGACUUGCUCAAGCUGGUGCUUGGGGAUGUUUUGAUGAAUUUAAUCGUAUUGAUUUACCAGUACUCUCAGUAGCUGCCCAACAAGUGGCAAGUGUUUUAACAGCACGUAAAGAAAGACGUUCAACUUUUAUUUUUAGUGAUGGUGAAAGUUAUUCAAUUGACUAUGAAUUUGGUUUAUUUAUUACUAUGAAUCCUGGCUAUGCUGGACGUCAAGAAUUACCGGAAAAUUUAAAAAUACAAUUUCGUAGUGUUGCCAUGAUGGUACCAGAUAGACAAAUUAUUAUGAGAGUUAAAUUAGCAGCUUGUGGAUUUAAAGAAAACAUAAUUUUAUCACGUAAAUUUUUUACAUUAUAUAAAUUAUGUGAAGAACAAUUGAGUAAACAAGUUCAUUAUGAUUUUGGUCUUCGUAAUAUAUUGUCAUGUUUACGAACACUUGGAGCACAAAAAAGAGCACGUCCAACAGACUCAGAAGAGACAACAUUAAUGAGAGUUCUUCGUGAUAUGAAUUUAUCAAAAUUAGUUGAUGAAGAUGAGCCACUAUUUAUGUCUCUCAUUGAAGAUAUGUUUCCAGGAAUAAAAUUAACACAACAAACAUAUAAAGAGCUACAAAAAGAAAUAACAAAUGCUACAAAUAAAUUUGGAAUAAUGAAUCAUCCUGAAUGGAAUUUAAAAGUAAUACAACUUUAUGAAACAUCAUUGGUACGUCAUGGAUUAAUGGUACUUGGUCCAACUGGAUCAGGUAAAACAAGAUGUAUGUGGACACUGAUGAGAGCAUUAACUGAAAUGAAUAUGCCUCAUAAAGAAUUGAGAAUGAAUCCAAAAGCAAUAACAGCACCACAAAUGUUUGGAAGACUAGAUGUUGCAACAAAUGAUUGGACUGAUGGAAUAUUUUCAACUCUUUGGCGUCGUUCAAUUAAUAUUAAACCACCAGAAAAUCUUUGGAUUGUUUUGGAUGGUCCAGUUGAUGCUGUAUGGAUUGAAAAUUUAAAUUCAGUUCUUGAUGAUAAUAAAACUCUUACACUUGCUAAUGGUGAUAGAAUAACAAUGACACCAAAUAGUAAAUUAGUUUUUGAACCAGAUAAUAUUGACAAUGCUUCACCAGCAACUGUAUCACGUAUGGGAAUGGUAUUUGUAAGUGCAUCUGUUUUAUCAUGGUUACCAAUUGUUCAAGGAUGGUUUAAAACACGAACAAAUCAUGAAGUUGAUAUUUUAAAUGAAUUAUUUAAUAAAUUAUAUGGUGAUGCUUAUAUUUAUGUUAAAACAAAAUUAGUUACAAAAAUGACAUUACUUGAAGCUAUUUAUAUUCGUCAGUGUAUUGAUUUACUAACUGGAUUAUUAAGAGAAGAAUAUACUGGUUCAAAAGUCACAGAUUCUCAAUUAGAACGAAUAUUUUUAUUUUCUGUAAUGUGGAGUCUUGGUGCAGUUCUUGAACUUGAUGCUCGUUUGUCUUUUCAAGAAUUUGUAUUGUCUCAUUCGUCUAAAUGUGACUGGCCAAAAUUGAACGAAGACGAGACAAUAUUUGAGUAUUUUGUUGAUGAAAAUGGUGAAUGGAUGCAUUGGAGUCAAAGAGUAACAACAUUUGAGUAUCCAUCGGAUUAUCUUUUGAGUUAUUCAAGUAUAUUAGUGCCAAAUGUUGACAAUACACGAACUCUAUUUUUAAUUGAAGUUAUUGCUAAACAAAAUAAAGCAGUUUUACUUAUUGGUGAACAGGGAACUGCUAAAACAGUUAUGCUAAAAAGUUUUAUGUCAAAUUAUGAUAAAAAUUAUCAUCUAAGUAAAUCAUUUAAUUUUUCAUCUGCAUCUACACCAAAUAUGGUUCAGAGAAUUCUUGAAAGCUAUGUGGAGAAACGUGUUGGCACAACUUAUGGUCCACCUGGAGGAAAAAAAAUGACUGUAUUUAUAGAUGAUAUUAAUAUGCCAGUUAUCAAUGAGUGGGGUGAUCAAAUAACUAAUGAACUUGUCAGACAAUUAAUGGAAUAUGGUGGUGUUUAUUCACUCGAUAAACCUGGUGAUUUUAAUGUUAUACAAAGCAUACAAUUUUUAGCAGCAAUGAUACAUCCUGGUGGUGGAAGAAAUGACAUUCCACCAAGAUUAAAAAGACAAUUUAAUAUAUUUAAUUGUACACUUCCUUCAAAUAAAUCAAUGGAUACAAUAUUCAGCUCAAUUGGAGAGGGAUAUUUUAGUUCAAGUAGAUUUCCUGAAAAUAUUGUUAAUUUUGUGCCAAAAUUAAUUCCUUUAACACGUGUACUUUGGCAACAGACUAAAACAAAAAUGUUACCAACACCAGCAAAGUUUCAUUAUGUAUUUAAUAUACGUGAUUUAUCACGUAUUUGGGAAGGUAUACUUCGUAUUAAAGCAGCUGAAUGUGAAACACCAAGAACACUAUUAAAACUUUGGGAUCAUGAAUGUACACGUGUUAUAUCUGAUAGAUUUAUUAGCUAUGAAGAUAAAGAAUGGUUUAGAAAUACUUUACGUUGUACUGUUGAAAUACUUAUGCCUGAUGAUUAUCAUUUGUAUGAUCCAGUUGAAACAUAUUUUGUUGAUUUUUUACGUGAACCACCUGAGCUAACUGGUUUUGAACCAGAUGAUUUUGUACUUGAAGCUCCAAAAAUUUAUGAAGAAAUUCCUAGUUAUAAAAUUACAAUUGAUAAAGUUAAAGAAAAUAUGAAACAAUUUAAUGAAACUGUUCGUGGUAUGUCACUUGAUUUGGUAUUUUUUCAUGAUGCUUUGGUACAUCUUAUACGAAUAUCAAGAAUACUAGGAGUACCAAGAGGCAAUGCAAUGCUUGUUGGAGUUGGUGGUUCAGGAAAACAAAGUUUAACUCGUUUAGCAACAUUUAUGGCUGGUUAUAAUUUUUAUCAAAUUAUGCUAACAAGAAGUUAUAAUGUUGCUAGUUUUCUUGAAGAUAUUAAAAAAUUAUAUCGUGAUUCUGGUACAAAAUCAACUGGUUUAACAUUUAUUUUUACUGAUAAUGAUGUUAAAGAUGAAGCAUUUCUUGAAUAUUUAAAUAAUGUGCUAAGUGUUGGUGAAGUUGCAAAUUUAUUUCCAAAAGAUGAACUUGAUGAAAUAUUAUUAAGUUUAAUACCAUUUAUGAAAAAAGAUGAUCCAAAAAAACCACCAACACAGGAUAAUUUAUAUGAUUAUUUUAUAUCGCGAGCAAGAAAUAAUCUUCAUAUUGUUCUUUGUUUUUCUCCAGUUGGUGAAAAAUUUAAAUCAAGAGCACUUAAAUUUCCUGGUUUAAUAUCUGGCUGUACAAUUAAUUGGUUUACAAGAUGGCCUAAAGAUGCAUUGUGUGCAGUUAGUGAACAUUUUUUGGGUAAAUAUGAUAUUCAAUGUUCACAUGAUACCAAAGAACAACUCAUUGAAAUAAUGGGUGAUGUACAAGAUUGUGUUAGUGAUACUUGUACAGAAUAUUACAAUAGAUUUAGACGACAAGCUUAUGUAACACCAAAAUCAUUUUUAUCAUUUAUUGAUGGAUAUAAAACAAUUUAUGAUCAACGAAUUAAUGAAAUUAAUGGUCUUGCACAUAGAAUGUCAAAUGGAUUAAGUAAACUUGUUGAUGCAACAAUUCAAGUUGAUGGUUUACAAAAAGUUUUACAAAAAAAUCAAGAAGAAAUUGCAAUUAAAAAUAUUCAAGUUGAUGGUAUAUUAAAAAUUGUAGAUGAAAAAAAACGUGAUGCUGAAGAAGUUAAAGAGGAAGUACAAAAAUCAAAAGAUAAAGCUGAAAAUUUAUUAAAAUUAAUAUCAUCAGAAAAAGCUAUUGCUGAAGAAAAAUUAAAAGUUGCUGAGCCAGAAUUAUUAGCUGCUGAAGCUGCUUUAUUAACAAUUAAAGCUACAGAUAUUUCAACUGUAAGAAAAUUAGGUAAACCACCUUAUUUAAUUACCCUAAUUAUGGAUUGUGUGCUUAUUUUAUUUGCAAGAAAAUUAGAAUUAGUUAAACAAGAUGUAGAACGUCAAUUUUUAAUACCAUCUUGGUCUGAAGCAUUAAAAUUACUAGCAGACACACGUUUUUUGUAUAAUUUACAAAAUUUUCCAAAAGAUAAUAUUAAUGGUGAAUUUGUUGACUUGAUGAGACCAUAUUUGACUCAUCCUCAGUACACCUAUGAUGCUGCUGUUCAAGCUUGUGGUAAUGUAGCUGGUUUAAUACAAUGGACAAUGUCAAUGGCAGCAUUUUAUGAAAUAAAUAAAGAUGUAUUGCCAUUAAAAGCAAAUUUAGCUGUACAACAAAUUAAACAUGAAAAAGCUAAUCAUAAUUUAGCUGAAGCUGAAAAAGUAUUACGUGCAAAAGAUGAAGAUUUAAGAAUUAUACAAAAAGAUUAUGAUCUUGUUAUGGAAGAACGACAAGAAAUUGUUAAUUUAGCUGAUGCAUGCCAAGAUAAAAUGGACACAGCAACAGCUAUGAUUGAUGGAUUAGCUGGUGAAAGAGUCAGAUGGACACAACAAUUAGCUAUGUUUAAAUCGGAAACUGAAAGACUCGUUGGUGAUGCUUUAAUUUUAACUGGAUUUUUAUCUUAUUGUGGACCAUUUAAUCAAGAAUUUCGUCAUUUAUUACAAAACACUUGGUUCAAAUUAUUGCAAACAAGAAGAAUUCCAUUUUCUGAGAGUAUUAGUAUUGUUGAAAGUUUAACUGACACCGCAACAACUGGUGAAUGGAAUAUACAAGGAUUACCAAAUGAUGAAUUAUCAAUACAAAAUGGUAUUAUUGUAACAAAAGCAACAAGAUAUUCAUUACUUAUUGAUCCUCAACUUCAGGGUAAAACGUGGAUUAAAAAUAAAGAGAAAAAUUUUGAUCUUCAAGUAACAUCAUUUAGUCAUAAAUAUUUUAGAACACAUUUAGAAGAUUGUAUUGCAUUGGGACGACCAUUAUUAAUUGAAGAUAUUGAUGAAGAAUUAGAUCCAGUACUUGAUAAUGUUCUUGAAAAAAAUUACAUAAAAAUUGGUACAACAUUAAAAGUAAAACUUGGUGAUAAAGAAGUUGAUGUUAAUCAAGAUUUUCGUUUUUAUAUAACAACAAAACUUCCAAAUCCAUCUUAUACACCAGAAAUAUUUGCACGUACAUCUGUUAUUGAUUUUACAGUUACAAUAAAAGGUUUAGAGGAUCAACUACUUGGUAGAGUUAUACUUACAGAAAAACGUGAAUUAGAAAUUGAAAGAACUCAAUUAAUGAUUGAUAUAACAUCAAAUAAAAGAGAAAUUAAAAAACUUGAAGAAAAUUUAUUACAUAAAUUAACAACAGUACAAGGUUCUUUAAUUGAAGAUGUAGAAUUAAUGACAGUACUUAAUAUAACAAAACGUACUGCUAGUGAAGUUACAACAAAAAUAACAAUUGCACGUGAUACAGAAAUACAAAUAAAUGCAGCAAGAGAAGAAUUUCGUCCAGUAGCAACACGUGGAAGUGUUUUAUAUUUUUUAAUUUGUGAUAUGUCAAAUGUAAAUUGUAUGUAUCAAACAUCAUUGGUACAAUUUUUAGAACGUUUUGAUCUUGCAUUAGAAAAAUCAGAAAAAAGUCCAGUAAAUAGUCGUAGAAUUAAUUUUAUUAUUGAAAUGUUAACAUAUGAAAUAUUUAGAUACAAAGCUCGUGGUUUAUAUGAAGAACAUAAAUACAUGUUUUUAUUAUUAAUGACAUUAAAAAUUGAUUUACAACGUGGUAAUAUUAGUCAUUUAGAAUUUCAAUUUUUAAUUAAAAGUGGUGCAGCACUUGAUUUAAAUGCUGUUCGUCCAAAACAUUGUAAAUGGAUACCUGACAUGACAUGGUUGAAUUUAGUUGCACUGUCAGCUUUGCAUCAAUUUCAGCAUAUUUUGUCAUUCAUUGAAGCAUCAGAAAAAGAAUGGAAAUAUUGGUAUGACACUGAUGCACCUGAGGAAGAAAUUAUUCCAAAUAAUUACAAUAAUUUAGAUACAUUACGUCGUUUACUUCUCAUCAGAGCAUGGUGCAUGGAUAGAACACUUUCACAGUCAAGAAAAUAUAUUGCUAGUUCAUUGGGUGAAAGAUAUACAGAGCCUGUUAUAACAUUGCUUGAUUCCAUGUACACUGAAUCUCGUCCAACAACACCAAUGAUAUGUUUUUUAAGUAUGGGCACUGAUCCAACACCUAGCAUUGAACGACUUGCUAAAAAAAUGGAAAUAAAAUGCAAGAGUAUAUCAAUGGGACAAGGUCAAGAAGUUCAUGCUCGACGUUUAUUAAAUGAUGCUAAAAAUAAAGGCUAUUGGGUACUUUGUCAAAAUUGUCAUUUAGGUCUUGGUUACAUGAACGAGCUGGUACAAUUUAUGAAUGACAUGACAUCAUCUCAUCAAGAUUUUAGAAUUUGGAUAACAACAGAAGCACAUAAAGAUUUUCCAAUUUCACUUCUUCAAAUGUCUAUUAAAUUUACUUAUGAACCACCUCAGGGUGUACGUGCGGGAUUAUUAUCUACAUACAGUGGUAUGAAUCAAGACAUGUUGGAUCAAUGUGAUGCUCCACAAUAUAUACCAAUUGUUUAUGCAGUAUCAUUUUUACAUACUGUCGUACAAGAAAGAAGAAAAUUUGGUCCACUUGGUUGGAAUAUACCUUAUGAAUUUAAUUCAUCUGAUUGGCUGGCUUGUUGUAUUUUUUUAAAUAAUUAUUUUAAUGAUUAUGAUCCAAAAAGAGGAAUAAGCUGGCAUACAAUUAGAUAUAUGAUUGGUGAGGUGCAGUAUGGUGGUAGAGUCACUGAUGAUUAUGACAAACGAUUGUUAAAUACAUUUGCUAAAGUAUGGUUUUCUGAAUCAAUAUUUAAUCCUGAAUUUGGUUUUUAUAAAGAAUAUCGAGUAUUAAAUUUUAAACAAGUACAAGAAUAUGUAACAGCAAUUGAUGCACUUCCAUUGAUUGAUCAACCUCAAGUUUAUGGGCUUCAUCGUAAUGCUGAUAUCACAUAUCAGAGUAGAACAACACAAUUAAUUCUUGAUACAAUAAUGUCAGUGCAACCAAAACAAUCAGCUGAAAGCAGUUCUGGUGAGACACGUGAAGGUAAUGUUAUGAGACAAGCAAAAGAAAUGUUGGAAAAAGUACCAUCAACGUAUGAUCCAUUUGAAGUUAGAGAUCGACUUUAUGCAAUGGGAAUAACUGAAUCUAUGAAUAUAUUUUUAAAACAAGAAAUUGAUCGUAUGCAACUUGUCAUUGCACUUGUUCAAAAGACACUCAAGGAACUUUUACUGGCUAUUGAUGGUUCAAUUGUUAUGAAUGAGCAAUUGAGAGAUACUUUGGAUAGUAUUUAUGAUGCAAGAAUUCCAAAAAUGUGGUUGUCACGUUCUUGGGAAUCAGCAACUUUAGGCUUUUGGUUUACUGAACUUCUUGAACGAAAUUUACAAUUUUCCAAUUGGAUAACACUUGGUCGUCCAGUUAAAUUUUGGAUGACAGGAUUUUUUAAUCCACAAGGAUUUUUAACUGCAAUGCGACAAGAAGUUACAAGAGCUCAUCAAGGCUGGGCACUUGAUAGUGUUACACUUCACAAUGAAGUUACGAGGCAAUCACGUGAUGAUGUUAGAAGUUCACCAGCUGAGGGUGUUUAUGUGUAUGGGCUAUAUCUUGAAGGAGCUGGUUGGGAUCGUAGAAACAACAGAUUACGUGAAUCUUCAAAUAAAGUUCUUUCAGUUGAAAUGCCAGUCAUUCAUAUAUUUGCUGUUUAUAAUAAACCCAACAAAGAUCCUCAUCUUUAUCAAUGUCCAGUGUACAAAAAACCUCAAAGAACAUACAUGCUUUUGGUAACACCACUUUGGCUUCAGACACUGAAAUCUCCUGAUUUUUGGACUUUUCGAGGAACUGCUUUACUUUGUGAUAAUAAAUAA